CACUCACACUCUCUCUCUCACUCGCUCACUCACUCGCUCAUUGAGUGAGUUGUGUGGAUGCACUUUUGGGGCGAGUGGAAGUGGGCGCUUGCAUGUGUGCGUGAGUGCAUCCGCUCGGCGAACGCGACUGCAGCGGUCUGCUCAGCUGUGGCAGGCUGGCUUUAGCUUCAUUGUCCGUCAGCUCGAGCGGUUCGCUUCGGUCCCGGCCCCGCUGAUUUGGAUUUGGAUUCGGAUUCUCGGAUUCUCGGUUUCUCGACUUCUCGGCUUCUCGACUUCUCGGCUACUCGGAUACUCGGCUACUCGCUUCCUCGGAUUCUCGGAUACUCGGAUACUCCGAUAGUGGGAUAUUCUCGCCAGACUCGGUUUCUCUGCGAGAUUCUCCAUUCUCCGUUCUCCAUUCUUGAUUCUCCGUUCUACGUUCUCCAUUCUCCAUUCUCCUCGCUGGCCAGACAGGCGAUUCUUGGGCUCGGGGACCGAUUUGGGUUCGGAUCGAAAGCGGCGUUCGCUGCUGCAGCGCUGCCGGCGUCGCUGCCUGCGCUCUUGCGUAUUAGUAACGUCGUUCUGCCAGUGUUGUUGUUGUCGCUGGUCGCGGUGUGCGAAUUUUUAUUUAUUUUCUACUCACACACACACACACACAGACACGCGGAGACACACACACACGCACAUGCACACUACCUUUACAUGCUUCCUCUUCCCGAGCGAAAACAAUAAUAACAACAACAACUGAGAGAAAAACCUUUUACGUGCGUUUUUCUUAUGACGAAAAUUUUUUAGUUGACAACAUGCCAGGCCACUAAAAACCAAAAAAACCAAAAAAUUUCAAAAGUAAAAAGAGCUGAAAAUGCAAAAGUGCUGUGACAACCACAAAUAAAUGAAUAGUGGGUAAACAAAAAAAGUUUAAUACAUUAAAAACAAAUACCACAAACAAAGUCAACGUUUUUACCCAACUGCUUUAAACAAAAAAACACCGCAAAUUUUUUACAUAUUUACAUAUAAAUGAGCUUGUAAAUAUUGGAACGCUUUGCCACGAAAAGUACAGUUGCGAUUGAACAAUAUCGCCGAUAUAUCCCCAAAAAUCGAAAGCUAUGGCCGAUUGUUCGUUUGUGAGAUGUCUGCAAGAGCGUCGGCUCAUCAAAAGGGAGCUUUUGAAAUGGUCCAAGGAUAUGCUGCACAUUGUGGCCCUAGAACGCGUUGCUGAAGAAUUUAUGGGUCGCAGGCAAUGGAAACAAUAUCAAGAGCAACUGACGAGCAGCCACUUGAAUUUAGAGGAGCAACAGCCCAUAGCAAUAGACGGUUCCGAGGACGAGCCACCGCAAUACAACCACAGCAGCAAGGCGAUCAGCCAGAGCAAUCCCAACCACUGUAAGACAGCGAACCACCGUCUGGAGCAGCACCACAACGGCAGCCAGCUACUGGAAGCAGAUUCUGAGAACAACCGAACAUCACACGAUUCAUCACGUACACCAACACCGGGUGCCACCAGUACACCAUCACCACCGCCAGAACCCAUCGAUUGGAGACCGUCGGCCAAGUGCAACUUCUGUGUUAACGGUCGCCUGCUAACGGUUAACGCCCAGGGCGAGUUGGUGGCCGAGUCAGCAGCAACUGCCACUAGUAGUAGCACUAGUAAUAGCCACAUUCAUCAGCACGACAGUGACAGCAACUCGAGCGCAUCACUGCCCCACCACAGCAGCAGCGGCAGCAGCAGCAACAACAACAACAAAAGCAGUGGCAACAGGGCACGCCACAUUGCUGCUGCAAGUGCAAGAGCAGCAACAGCAGCGGCAACACCCGCCAACUCCCUCGAACUCUACAAGCUGCUGACCCAGCGGGCAGCCAAAAUGACAUCGAUGGACUCGAUGGCCGCCCAGCUGGCGCAAUUCUCACUGCUGGCCGACUUCAAUCUGAUCAACUCGCUGGCCAGCCAACAGCAGCAACAGCAACAGCAGCAGCAGCAACAACAGCAACAGAUCGCUAGUGCGGUAACGCCAACUACCUCAGAAGUAUCUGCCGCCGCAAUCAGUCCCGCACUCAAAGAUACACCCAGUCCCAGUGCGGAUGCACCGCUCGAUCUUAGCAGCAAACCAUCGCCGAACUCAUCGAUUAGCGGCGAUGUGAAGUCCGUCAGAGCCUGUGCCACGCCCACGUCGUCUGGACGAAGGGCGUACAGUGAAGAGGAUCUGAGCCGGGCGCUGCAGGACGUGGUGGCCAACAAGCUGGAUCACCGAAAGGGCGCUAGCCAGCACCAUGAGCCGCGCUCCAUUCUGGACAACCGGCUGUACAAGCUGAAACACCAGGACCAGGAGCAGGAUCACGAUGGCGACGAGCUCGAGGACUCCAACGAUGAUGCUGAGGCGGAAGUGGACAGCAAUGCGUCGACACCGGCGUAUCCGGCGGAGUUUGCAAGGGCACAACUGCGCAAACUGAGGCACCUGUCCGAGCACAAUGGCAGCGAUCUGGGCGAGGAACUGGAACGUGGAUCGCCGAAAAUGGGUCGGCAUCCGGCCGGUGGCAAUGCCAGUGGCAAUCAGGGCGCUCUGCCCUCCAUACCGCUGGAUGCCAAUGUCCUGCUGCGCACCCUGAUGCUGGCUGCAGGCAUUGGGGCGAUGCCCAAGCUGGAUGAAACGCAAACGGUGGGCGACUUGAUCAAGGGCCUGCUGGUGGCCAAUAGUGGCGGCAUGAUGAACGAGGGACUGCUGAGUCUGCUGUCCGCCAGUCAGGAGAACAGCAUGGGCAAUGCCUCGCUGUUGCUGCAACAGCAGCAGCAGCAUCAGCAUCAGCAACACCAUCAGCAGCAACAGCAGCAGCAGCACCAGCAGCAACAUGUCGCCGCCUAUCGUCAUCGCCUGCCCAAAUCGGAGACUCCGGAAACGAACUCCUCGCUGGAUCCGAACGAUGCCAGCGAGGAUCCCAUACUGAAGAUUCCGUCCUUCAAGGUCAGCGGUCCGGCCAGCAGCAGCAGCCUGUCGCCGGGCGGUCUGGCUGGUGGCCACCACCAUCCGCUGAACAACAACAACAGCCUCAGCAUCAGCAACAACAGCAAUCACAGCAGCAACAGCCACCGGAACGGCAGCAAUCGCAGCCCGCACUCCGCAUCGCCCAUGCUGGCCGCGGCCGUGGCCCAAGGUGGUUACGCCGCCGGCAACAGUUUGCUGCCCUCGUCCUCGUCCAGCAUACAGAAGAUGAUGGCCAGCAACAUACAGCGGCAGAUCAACGAGCAGAGUGGCCAGGAGAGUCUCAGGAACGGGAAUGCCAGCGAUUGCAGCAGCAACAAUGGCGGCUCCACCUCGCUGGGCUACAAGAAGCCGAGCAUUUCGGUGGCCAAGAUCAUUGGCGGAACGGACACCUCCCGGUUUGGUGCCUCGCCCAACCUGCUGUCCCAGCAGCACCAUCCGGCUCACCACCUGACCCACCAGCAGCAGCAGCAGCAGCAGCAGCUGAGCGCCCAGGAUGCGUUGGGCAAGGGGACGCGACCAAAGAGGGGCAAGUAUCGCAACUACGACCGCGACAGUUUGGUGGAGGCGGUCAAGGCGGUGCAGAGAGGUGAGAUGUCGGUUCAUCGGGCGGGCAGCUACUACGGCGUACCGCAUUCCACGCUGGAGUACAAGGUGAAGGAGCGUCAUCUGAUGCGACCCCGCAAGCGGGAGCCCAAGCCGCAGCCGGAUCUCGUCGGCCUGACCGGACCAGCCAACAAGCUGCAGCUGGACAAGCUGAAGGCGGGACCGCAUGGUGGCUCCAAGCUGAGCAAUGCACUCAAGAACCAAAACAACCAGGCGGCUGCAGCGGCGGCGGCGGCAGCAGCAGCAGCGGCCGCUGCCACGCCCAACGGCCUGAAACUGCCCCUCUUCGAGGCCGGGCCACAGCAAUUGUCCUUUCAACCGAACAUGUUCUGGGCCCAGACGAACGCCAGCAAUGCCUACGGCCUGGACUUCAAUCGCAUCACGGAGGCGAUGCGAAAUCCCCAGGCCACCAAUCAUCACGGCCUGAUGAAGAGUGCCCAGGACAUGGUGGAGAAUGUGUACGACGGCAUCAUUAGGAAGACGCUGCAGGCGAGCGAGGGCAAUGGCAGUGCGGCGGGCAAUGGCAGCAACGGUAGCAAUGGCAAUGGCAAUGGCAAUGGACAUAGCCACGGGCAUGGACAUGGUCAUGGACACGCCCUGCUCGAUCAGCUGCUGGUGAAGAAGACGCCGUUCACGAAUCAUCGGAACAAUGACUACGCCGCCACCUGUUCGAGUGCCAGCGGGGAGAGUGUGAAGCGUUCGGGCAGCCCCAUGGGCAACUAUGCGGACAUCAAGCGGGAGCGGCUGAGCGCCGACAGUGGCGGCAGCAGCGACGAGGAGCACUCGGCCAGCCACAUCAACAACAACAACAGCGAUCUGGCGCACAACAAGAACAAGAGCGGCGGUGGCAAUGGUCAGACCAAUGGGAAUGGCAGAAGCAGCCGGAUGACGUCGCGGGAUGACUCGGAAACGGAUGCCAGCAGCCUGAAGAGCGGCGAAAGUGGCGGCCAGCAAAACCACAAAAUGAUGGAUCUCAAUGGCAGCAGCAGCAGUCACAUCAAGUGCGAAUCGGAGGCGGCCACUGGACACCACAGUCCGGGACACCAUGCCACAUCCAUACUGCACGAGAAGCUGGCCCAGAUCAAGGCCGAGCAGGUGGACCAGGCGGAGCAGGUGGAGCAGUUAUAGGAGCAGCCGAUGGCCGCGAAUCCAGCGUUCGCCUGGCCACCGCUGGCCGCCCACUACUACAGCUUCUAGGCGGAGGGGAGGGGGAACACCAAAUUAAGCCACGUUUUUUGAUAGUACCAUACAAAUCACUAUAUAGAAUUAUAUAGUAUAUACAUAGCCAGCCAGCUGACCGAUGUGUGUGUGGUAAAUGUGCGCUAGCUCUUAGUUAAAUGUGUAAUCAACUGCAUAGGGAAAAAACAAUACAAACAGAAGAUCAUAAACAACAAAGAUAACAAAAAGAAAAACCGCAAGCAAAGAAACAUACAUUCGUGCCCCGGAGUGUACGAUGUAUAUUUUUGUUUCGUUUUGACAAUCGACAAAUAGGCAUUCUCUUGUACAAACUUUCUUAAAAGCUAACAAAAAACAAAUCUAAAACCUUAAGACCAAAAAAAAACAAACAAAACAAAACAAAACAAAUACUGAGCAAAAACCAAGAACCAUUUUCAUUUUGCAUUUCGUUUCGAACCGCAUUUUUAUGUUGAGCAUAUUUUUUACUGAACAGAAACAGCAGUCCAAUGGGAAAAUAUAUAUAUGUAUACAUAUAUAGCAGAAUUAUAUAUAGCCAACAGGAAAUCAGUAAAGCACUUACAAGCCAACAACUUAAUCGACUUCUGUUUCGGCCAGGUUUUUGGCCCUCGAGCUGCGAUUUUCGCACAUUCCAUAAGAUUAGACUCUUAUGUUCCACAUAGUUUUCGUACGCAGAUUUCUAGAUUUCUAGAGCAGUCAGAAGCGCAGCUCAAACAGGGCCAAAACCCCAGGCAGUUGUCCUCGACAUAGACAGAAUGAGUAUAGCCAACAACAGCAACUACAACAACAAUAACUACAGCAAAGACCAUAACAACUACAACUACAACUACAGCAAGCAACAACAACAGCAAUAUCCGAUCAAUAACAACAACCAACAAAACAAA
This is a messenger RNA of Drosophila teissieri, 5638 nucleotides long. RefSeq names its product mushroom body large-type Kenyon cell-specific protein 1 (gene Eip93F). The transcript has 6 exons. Gene Ontology annotation, cellular component: nucleus. Bases 1086 to 4688 code for a protein of 1200 amino acids. Gene Ontology annotation, biological process: regulation of transcription by RNA polymerase II. The record is from RefSeq and is a predicted model, not a curated record. Gene Ontology annotation, molecular function: DNA binding. NCBI's taxonomy places the organism in Eukaryota, Metazoa, Arthropoda, Insecta, Diptera, Drosophilidae.